This is a messenger RNA of Cyprinodon tularosa, 2993 nucleotides long. Its product is annotated as nuclear receptor corepressor 2-like. The annotation marks the transcript as partial. The record is from RefSeq and is a predicted model, not a curated record. NCBI's taxonomy places the organism in Eukaryota, Metazoa, Chordata, Actinopteri, Cyprinodontiformes, Cyprinodontidae. The transcript has 5 exons.
CUUGCUGUGAACCUGACUCUGUUUUCUUUUCCCGCCAACAGACUGGCCUCCCGCUCUCCUCCCAAUGCCUCUCAGGCUCCGGCUUUCUUCAGCAAGCUGACAGAGAGCACGUCGGCCAUCGUCAAGUCCAAGAAGCAGGAGAUGAUCAAGAAGAGGACGGGAGAUGGAAACGAGCCAGAAUUCAAUGCAGGUCAGCCAGGAACGGAGAUCUUCAACAUGCCAGCAUCCACCACUGCAGGACCUGUGAGCGUGCGCAGCCACCCGGCUCCAGAGGCAUCCGGUAACUCCAUAGGUCUGGAGGCCAUAAUCAGAAAGGCCUUAAUGGGGAAGUACGACGAGUCGUCUGAGGAGCGCUCCUCGUCCAGCGCUGCUAACCCAGCAGGUUCCGCCGACGGACGAGAAGACUCAUUCUCACAAGGCGGCUCAAAGUCCUCUAAGAGCGGCGGCCGCUCUAACGGACGCAAGUCCAAGUCCCCAGGACCGGGUCUGUCCGGCAGCGAGAGGCCUUCGUCGGUGUCGUCAGUUCACUCCGAGGGAGACUGCAACCGACGGACCCCUCUUACCAACCGGAUGUGGGAGGACCGGCCCCUAUCUGCAGGUUCGACCUAUCCCUGCAGCCCGCUGAUCAUGCGUUUCCCCAGCGGGACAGUCUCAGCCCAUUCCCCUUCCUCCGGCCAGCAGGGCGGCCCGGGUCCCGGACAGGGCCGCUCUUGGGAGGAGGAGCCUAAGCCUCUGCUUUCAUCUCAGUAUGAAACCCUGUCUGACAGCGAGUGACCAGAAAGACUGCGGCAAAGAACCUGCAGCUCCACAUAUGGAGAGGACACCCGAACGAAUCCGCAGCUCUGCCUCCCCCCCUCCCUCUGUCAGCCAUAAAUAAAGCCCCCCUGCUCCCUUCGUGGAUGAUGAGGAUUGUAAAAAGGGGAACUGUGUGGCUCUGUCUCUACCCACCUACAUGUUAUGCAUUCACUCCAGGACUACGCUGAAGGACAAAUCACUCGUUUUCGGUAGUUUUUUUUUUUACUUUACUACUAUUCCUCACUGGCCUUAUCAGUACGGGCGCAUCGAGCCGUGCGUUUGGCUUGUUCGCUGUUAUCUGCUCACACCUCACGUUCAUGUUCAGCAGUGAACUCCGUGUGCCGGUGGGCCGCUUACCACUACAAGAACACAGAAGAAGAAUCAGCAUCUCUGGUUUUUCUUGGUUUUUGUUCUUUGAUUUGUCUCUCUGGAACUCUCAGUCCAGUCCUGUGUUUUUUGUUUUGUUCUGUUGUUUUUUUUUUUUUUUUUUUGUGAGCUGCAACUUUUAGUACAUUUUGGUGGUGAAACUUUUGAUGGUGUCAUUUUUUUGUCUGUUAUCUGCAAAGAUGUAAGAGGAUGGGGUGGAGAGGCAGGGGUGGGAUCAUAUCAGAGGUUUACAGGGUAACGGAGCGGUUUGGUGCUGGUGGAGAAUCUGAUGGAGCCUGAGAGGAUCUGCCAGACGGCACUGAGGAAGAGACACUUUCUUUUUUAAUAUUAACCAUGUCUGUGUUUGUUGGAACAGUUCUUUGCAUAUAAAGCACUUAGUUGUCGAGCUGAUCAUGGUGGCAUUUCUGGGAAUAGGCAGAAGUGCCGCUUCCUGUUAACGCUGUCCCACUUGCAGCGACAAUCACGUCGCCGUGGAAACCCUAAGCUGCUGGUUGCAGAUCCACCUUUAAAGCUGCAGGUUUGGAUCCCUCUUGCAUUAAGGAGGUGAUUUAAAGAAAAAAAAAAAGCCAUCUUUCUAUGACGCCACCACCCCCCCCCUCCCUCGGCUCUGAUCUGAACUGCUGGAGUCCCAUCCAGGAGCUUUUACUGCCCCAUGGAGGUGCCUGGAUUCAUCUCCUCAUCUCGGCAGAUUUUGUACAGUUAAGAGAUAUUCUUAGUGUUAAGUGCCAUUCAUUUUCAAAAAUUAUAGAGCUGAAGUUAAUUGACGCACAAUUUUUUAUUUUAUUUUUUCUUUACUUUAACCCCCGACUGCUUUUUAAGGGUUCAUACUGUCUACAUGGAGAAUUAAAAAUCAAACAUCCUGCUUUCUUUUGAAUAUUUUUCCCCCAUUUCUCCAAAUCUGUCACUGCCUUAGCUUUUAAUUGUUUUUACUUAUUCUGCACUGCUUCCAUGGACCUCCACUAGAGUUUUUUUAUACUUUAAAACAUGCAGCAUAAACUACUUUAAGUGUACUUCAUUGCACCUCCUUUGUCUGUACGGGUCAGAGGUAGCCGAGAGGACGGCGUUCUGCUUAAUGUGACUCACAUUUUCAUGCAGUAUUUCUGUGCAACCUCAUGCGAAGCGUCCGGGAAGACUUCCCCUGCGUCUUCGCCUCGUCUCAUCACAGCGCAGACCCGACUGUUAUAGGACUACCUCCUCUCCUGUCCUCGCUGUCGGCGGCGAAGCAUCCAGCACGACUCGCCUGCUUUAGCUUCUCCCAGUCAGACCAGCAGAGGAAGAAACAGGAAGGCCCCUCUGCGUGAAUCGGUGCCACCGCCGACACGUUGAAACGGGCGAAGGCGCACCCAGCUGUUCUCUGAAAAAGAUUUCUAAGUUUUUUCUAAAAGUAAUAUGAAAAUACUUUUUAACAUGCAUUCAUUCAUAUUGUUUAUUCUUUUGUUGCACAUUUAUUUUCUCAAAAAUAGAAUUAAUCAUUAAAACCUAAAAGGACGCGUCAAACACUGAUGCGUUCCCCUGAACUGUCCAAUCACGGGAGGGGAAGAUAAUUGACAAACAUUACAUUGUCCAGCCGUUUUGUGCAUAUUUCUUUUUUUUUUAUUAUAACCCACUGUAUAAUAUCAAGGAUUGUAUAUACAAUUGAAGAGAUGUAAAUAUUUAUGUUGCUUGCUUCAAGGGUGGUAUUAUGAAAAGAAAUAUACACAUGGUUAAAUUCUACAUGCCCACCAGCAAGCUUUGUGGAUAGCAGUGUAAAAACGAAAAACACACAAAAAAAGACACUGCCUUAAUGUUUAAAUAAAAAGCUUAUUGCCAUU